ACUGCAGGUUGUUUCAUUGGAAGCUGUCAUAGUGACACACAUUUUCAAAUCUGACCUCACAUCAGUGAUCUGCCUGGUGCCUGCCCCCUGGUGUAAGUCAAGUGGACUUCCUAAACCUUCAUUUUCUCACUAGACUCCAGCUUCUUCAUUAGAGACUCUCAGAUCCUUUGGAACCGAGGAAUGGAACUAACAUGCGACAGUCUGUCAACUGAAAGUUUCAUGAGUUCGCUCCUUUGCCAAGAUCUUGGCGAACAGUCCCUUACCGUGUGAUUGUGGCUCAGAAAUUAUUUUUCUUUUGGUGAUGAUCGUGCUGGGCUGGAUACUUUUUGUUGGCCUUGCGUCCUACAUGGGCACAUUUCCAGAGGCGAUGCCUCCAACUCUAAAGUGGAAAGAGAGGCUGUCUGUUCGGGAGAACAAGGCACGACGAAGGGCUCAAGCUUUGGAGGAGGAGCUGCUGCUCUGAGAACGAUGUGGAAGGGAUAUAAAUAUCCCCCAGGAGGGACCCCUCUGGAAGUAAACAAAGAUGACCCUGGUGAACCCAUGCAGCUGUGAAGAUCGCCCAACUGCACAGUUCCUGUUGUAGGUUUCGCAUAAAGUAAUCGCACGUUA
This is a messenger RNA of Rattus norvegicus (Norway rat), 609 nucleotides long. RefSeq names its product mitochondrial sheath formation associated (gene Misfa). Lineage: Eukaryota; Metazoa; Chordata; Mammalia; Rodentia; Muridae. The record is from RefSeq and is a predicted model, not a curated record.